Molecule: messenger RNA, 3874 nt
Organism: Daucus carota subsp. sativus
Lineage: Eukaryota; Viridiplantae; Streptophyta; Magnoliopsida; Apiales; Apiaceae
Exons: 11
Coding region: 1318-1605 (95 amino acids)
Source: RefSeq, a predicted model, not a curated record
UGCAUAAAGCUAGUAUUCUUAAUGCAUGCUAGUGAAGGCCCCAAAAAUACUCCAAAAAAUACCCAUCAUUUUGCCUGAUCCAUCUACUCGUUAACCCGUUAACCCAUUUACCCACUUCAGCUUUUCUUGCAAAUUCAGUCACCUUAUCUUUAACUCACCAGUUCAAAUUUUUCAAAUUAAGAACCACCGGUUAUGGACACGACGUAUGUAGUGAAUGUAUUCAUGGACGGCGAUGAAAUCUGUCACAAUAUGUACAAGCCGCAGGUACAGUUUUUGCCCGAUUACCAAUCUGCUUUUCAAAAUUAAAAACGGGCGUCAUCUCAGCCAAAACUCACUCCUAUGCGUUGAUCGGGAGCGCCUGUUCUAUUGAGAUGGCAGCGUCGUGAGAUCGAAGCUUGGUUCUGUCGAAGGCUACGAAAGCGCUGGAGCGAAAUCAAUUCACAUUGAAAGAAAAUCCAACAGCUUGGUGGUUUUGUCGGAUUGGGCCGGAUAGGAUUAAGGCUUUGGUUAGUUUGAGUGUUAUGUUCUCGCCCAGGAAUCCCACUAGGAGGCCUUUGCAAUCUCUGCGUGCUGCUUUUGGUGAUGAUUACUUCAUGUGCAGGUUUCAGGUGAUCUCUUUUUUUCUUUGUUAUUCGUUUCGGAACUUUUCGAUUUGCAUGUUGGCUUUGUGUGUGCUGUGUACAGUCUUGAUAUCUAAUUGGAUUAGUUGGUUUGAUGUGAUGAUGUUAUUUUGUUUGUUUACAGUGGUUAGGAUAGUUUCACUAUAAGUCAGCAAUAUUGAAGUUUAAAGACAUAAAGUAUUUGUUUCAUAUCUAUUAGAUAUUGCCUGCUAUUUUUUGCUUUAGUGAGGAGGUGAAUCUGCUAAUAAACUUACGAAAGGUGUUCAUCACAAGGAUUACAGAAGGUGUUCAUCACAAAGAUUGAAGAUGAAGAGGUGACUACAUAUAAAUUCCCAGGUUACAUAAGAACUUUUCUUGGCAUUUAAGAUAAAAAUAUUUCUAAAAACUCUUAGCAAUCAUGGUCUAUUAAUUUUUGAUUGGGGGGCAAUAGUUGACUUAAAUAUAUUAAGCUGACUUAAUUCCAAGGUCUAACUGCAUGCUUGGCCUCCAGGCUCUCCUUAAUGUAUCCGCCUCUUCAAGAAACUUUACACAUCGAGAUAAUGCCAAUAAAAUAUAAAAUUUACUGAAUGAUUAUAUGUUGUAAAACAUGAGUUCUUCUCUUGCAUCCGCCUGUUCUACGUUUUGACAUAUCUUGCAGACCAUGCUUCAGGAGAUACGUUGCGCUUUCGUGUUAUGGACAUGAACAUGUGACCAAUAUAUGCUCAGAAGUCCACAAAUACGGGUUGUUGUUAACAUCAUCAGAGUCAGGAAUCAAGCGAGCACACAAUGGCAGGAAAAGGGUCAACGGCAUGUGUCGUGUUAUGAUGUUGACAUAAUGUUUCAAGGAAUGAAGCGUGAUAUUGAUACAGUUUCAGAGAAUGAAUCAACAGGAUCAAAGAAACGCGUUGGUCGCGCAGCACUGAAUGAGUUUUUGGAAAAUAGACUUAAGAAUAUGCAGGAUGUCAACACAAAUUCAACAAUGGGUUCUGCAUAUACAGAAUCUUAAGUUUUGAUUAUAUCUUACAUUAUUUAAUAUUUUGCGAGUGAUUAUUUUAUAUUAUCAAAUUUUAUCAAUUUGCUUUCGAAGUGUUUGAUAAGAAUCCUGACAUAGCCCGCAAGGGUUGGUUCAGCUGGUUAAAGAGAGGACAUGUAUCCUCUUGGUCACAGGUUCGACUUCCGAAGGGAGCAGAAUUUGUGAUUAUGCCUCCUGGAUCAGAACCUGUCGCGCUUAGGUGCGGUUUACCUUGGUUCACGUAGUUUGCAGGCUAUUGCGUGAGCUCGUGGGUUUACCCAGUGCGCACCCGAAGGGUAGCGGCUGGGGGUUCCUACGUUAAAAAAAAAAAAAGGAAUCCUGACAUAUAUUUUUGUUUCCUUUACAAAUUUAAUGUUUUACACGGUUAGUUUGGAUCAUAUGUGUGCAAGAGGCCGGAGAAUUGUAUGUUUGCACUGAAAUUUUUAUUUUCACGAUUGAUAUAAAUCAUUAACUUUUUAAUUCUUGGCGUAAUGUUUGUUAUUUUCAUGCUUAGGAGGAGUCACAUCUAAUGCCUGAGGAUAUGGAAGUCCUGUGUGUUGGGGGGUCAUUAUCCCAAUAAAGCAGGAUGAUGUUGCCCAAGUUCUGUUGGAGAGGUUUAAAUUGUUGCUACUUUUCUUCCCUCAAAUAUUCUGGAGAAGUUCUAUGACUGCUUUUGCAAAAAACACUUACGGCCUGUCUUUCAUUAUAUGCUGCCAUAUACUGCUGAUCAUGUUAACAGGUUUGAUCGUUCGAUGUGGGAAGCCUAUGUAGCAGCAAAUAAGUUGCUCUCAUAGAAAGUGAUUGAGGUGAUAAAUCCAGAAGAUGUUUUUCUUUGGAUUCAUGAUUAUCAUUUAAUGGUGUUGCCAACUUUCCUAAGGCGUCGAUUCAACAGAUUGAGGAUGGGUUUUUUUCUUCAUAGCCCUUACCCUUCUUUUGAGAUUUAUAGGACUCUUCCUGUUAGAGAAUAAAUUCUAAAGGCUCUACUCAACGCUGAUCAUAUUGGUUUCCAUACUUUUGAUUAUGCUUGGCAUUUCCUUUCCUGUUGCAGUAGGAUGUUAGGUUUGGAAUAUCAAUCGAAGAGGGGCUACAUAGGAUUAGAAUAUUUUGGAAGGACGGUUGGUAUAAAGAUAAUGCCAGUUGGGAUGGGCCAGAUUGAGUCAGUAAUGAAACUUGCUGAUAAAGAGUGGAGGGUUGGGGAUCUCAGGCAGAGAUUUGAGGGGAAGACGGUGUUACUCGGAGUAAAUGACAUGGAUGUUUUCAAAGGAAUUAACUUGAAGCUCUUAGCAAUGGAACAGAUGCUCAAACAGCACCUGCAUGGCAAGGAAGGGCUGUGCGGGUCCAAAUUGCCAAUCCUGCAAGAGGUAAAGGAAUAGAUUUGGAGGAAACACGGGCUGAAAUACAAGAGAGCUUCAGGAGAAUCAAUGAAAAAUUUGGAAAGUCAGGGUACGAAACUAUACUUUUUAUUGACAAACCUUUGUCAGUUUGUGAAAAGGUUGCUUAUUACAGCAUUGCAGAAUGUGUUGUGGUCACUGCAGUCCGCGAUGGGAUGAACCUUACUCCAGCGGGUACAUGACAUCGAACUGAAUCCAGCUUUUGUUUUCGUCGGGGGGUAAGCAAAUGAUAUGGAUGCAUCUGGCCAGAAGAGACAUGUUGUUAACGAACAUCGAGUGCCUGGUGAUGUAAACAAUUCGCAUACUGCAUGUGCGGAAGUAAUGAUUUCGCCAAAAACGGCCUACCUACGCCAAGAAACUGUCCAAGGGAUUUCUUUAUUUUAUACUGGGUGCAGGCUCUUACCGCAAUGUGAUCCCUGACCUGGCUCACAGUUAUUGCAGUGGUCUCCUCUCAGGUGAUAACAUUUGCUGACAAAUGAAAGGCAGGAGGGGGAACAUUUGAGAAAGUUUCUACGGGUGGUUCACUACGUCUAAGUUUCCUGUUGCUCUGUCGGGGUUGAGCUUUCGGGCCAAGAUCUGAGCCUCCAGCAGGUCAAUGGUGGGAGCUGCAGACAAUGUCUUCAUAGACAUUGAUUAAAUGGAAGCUGCAUGGUCCGCAAGCCCCAGUUCCCUCACCUUCUGCGGUUUUAGUUUAAGUUGUUAUCUUUUGUUUUACGUUUAAGUAUCUAAAUUCAGGAUUCUGAAAGCUUGAUUAGCUUUUAUCCGGUGUAUGUUGUAAGGGCUCAGCCCUUUGUUGUUAUGGAGACCUCCUUAACAAUUUUAUCAAUAAAAUCUACUGCUUCAUUAAAAAAAAUAUAAUUUUUUCAAAAUUA